Messenger RNA from Galleria mellonella (greater wax moth), 5258 nucleotides. RefSeq lists its product as uncharacterized. The coding region runs from base 251 to 2971 and encodes 906 amino acids. The transcript is spliced from 12 exons. The record is from RefSeq and is a predicted model, not a curated record. Lineage: Eukaryota; Metazoa; Arthropoda; Insecta; Lepidoptera; Pyralidae.
UAUGAAUUGUCGGCUUGUUUGCAGAGCUACACAUAUGGUGGCGCGCCGCCGCCGCGCCCCGCGGGUCGUAGUCGCCAUGUCUUUCUUUUUGGUAGUGUCGUUCAGACGUGUCUAUGCUAUUGACGUGCUGUCGUUAUAUAUAUAUUUAAUUACGUUGUGUCAAUAAGUGUUCGAACGCAGUCUGCUAGUGAAGUGUACACUGAUAAGUGAUAAAAAGUUUAUGUGAGCAUCAGAACAUGUGACAUACGCAAUGGCAGAGGAAACUACUACGUGUGCCGGUGAGGUUCAUGACUCGCCAUCGAAUAAAUUGGAGACCAAUGAAAAUACCCCUAACGUUGCAACAGACCAAGUUGAAGUAUCUAUAUCUACAGUUACUUCUAAUGGACUUGAUAAUGAUCAAAGUUUAAACAGAGAGGAGAGUGGUGUAGUUCUGGAUAGAUUUGGGGAUUGUAAAGGCGCAGUGACAGACUUGAAGGAAACUUUCAGUGAGCAUGAAACGUGUGAAGUAAACGACGAUGUACGGUCAAUAGGUGACUUGGAUAGUUUGCCGGCUGGGGACGAACUCGCUCUAAACGCUGCGGGCAGUGACAGUGGAGUAGAGGGUUGCGGACGGGCGCUUAGUAGCGGUGGCGGCUCGCGAUCAUGUGCUUCUAGUGUAGUGUCAUGUGGUUCCGGAUGUGGUUCCGAGAGCUCGUCACUAGCCGGAGCGCCGCCCCGUCCUCGUCGUCGUGUCAAUGUAACCGUAACGGAACCUAAACGUAGCUCUCCUAUUGGAACGUCAACGCCACGCCCUGUUACUGCACCCCGCGGUCCUAAUUUAGCAACUCGUGAACGCGCAAGAAGUCGAGAGAAACCAACUCCACCCGAGAAGCCCCGCCCCUUGACACCGAAACCGCGAAUCCGUCCGACCGGUGACUUGCCAAACCUCAUACGCGAAAGUCCCGCGUUGCGUGCGAAGCCCACCAAGACGUCGACUGCACGAUGUAGAACUCCUAAUUCCCCUAGUGAAGAAAAACGCUGGCCGGCAAAUGGGCCUCGAUUGACGACUAAUUCUACCGACGCAAGUGCCACGCGCAAUGCUGCCGACAAGUAUGGAACUUUACCGCGUAGGCGGCGGGACGCAGAAACAGAUGGCUCACCUAAACAUGAAAGUACUCCGCCUUCAUCUAGAAGACCAACAGUAGUGCGUUCUUCUUCUUCCCGUACUACAAUAAAAACAAGAGUGCGAAUAUAUGCUGAAAAAACAUGUCAGACAGUACUUCUGGGGAGCGAUGUGGAGUCAGCGUUAUCGGGUGUUAUGCCUAAUAUUGAAACACGAGUGGAGGUAAGCCGCUGCCACCGUGGUGUGCAAGCGAGUGCCCGCGACGCGGAGUGCCAGCGGCUGGCGAACGCAGCGGCGGCGGCCGAGGCGGCGGCGGCGGCGGAGCGUGAGCGGCGGCUGCACGCCGAGUCGCAGCUGGCGGCCGAGCGCGCCGCGCGCCUCGCAGCCAUGGCCGACCUCGAGCGGAACACCCAGCGGCUGCUCGAGCUCGCCGGCGCCGGCGCGGAGGCGGGCGCGGACGCGUGCCUGCGCGCGCUGGAGGAGCAGCUGCGGGCGGCGCGCGAGCUGGCCGCGCGCCAGCGCGCCGACGGCGACGCACUGCGCGCGCGCUGCGACGCGCUGCACCACGAGGCGCGUAUGGCUCGCGAGACGGCGCGGUCGCUGGAGGCGCGGCUGGCCGAGGCCGAGGAGAUGCAGGACUUCCUCGCCGCCGAGACCAGCGCGCUCAGCGACUCGCUGCGUGAUACCGAGGCCGAGCUCGCGCGCGCCACGCUCGACCGCGACAAGAGCCGCACGGAGUGCCGGCAGCUGGUGCGCGUGUGCGAGCAGCGGCGGCAGGAGGCGCUGGCGGCGGCGGCGGCGCGGCGCGCGGGCGCGGGCGGCGCGGGCGAGGCCGCCGCGCUGCGCGCGCUGCACGGCAUGGCGCGCCGCCUGCGCGCGCUCACCGCCGCGCUGUGCGCCGCCUACCGCCUGCCGCCGCACGCGCUGCACCCCACCGUCUACCACAACGACGCCUACAGUCGCAGCGACAGCGGCGAAGCACUAUCCCCCGAGGACGAAUCCCGCGGUGGUCUGCUAGCGGCCGUCACCCGAGCUUUGAAGGCAACACCCUCCGCCGCCUGCUCGGCCGCAGCUGCCGGCCACGUGCCCAACGACGACGACCGCUCGCGACUUUCAGAUGAUAACUCCGCUGACCUGCUCGACUCGGAGACCGAGCCCUGCCUCGUCACAGAUCCUGAAUACGCGGAAGAGUGGUGGUCGGGUGCAGAGGGCGCUGGUGGCGCCUGGAGCGGUGAGGAACUAUCGCCCGAGCGAGAGUCUUGCGACGAGGACAGAGAGGACGCGGAGUGCAUGUCGGAGCGCGAGUCGCUGCAGCAGCUGUCGGCGGCGAUCGUGCAGCGGCAGCGCUCCGAGGCCGAGGACGCGGAGCGCGGCGCGCUGCUGGACCGCGUGCUCGCGCUCGACGACCACUUCGCGCAGCUGCUGCGCGCGCUGCGGGCCGCCGCCGCCGCCUCCUCCUGCACCUCGGACUCGAUGCUCGUCGCCGCGCUCAAAGACAAGAUAGAUGUAACAGAAAAGAAUGUGGCGGACGUUGUAGUGAAGAAACUAGCCGAGCUUGAUGCCAGUAAGAAUAUGAUUGAGCAGUACAGGCAAUCCAUCGAAACGCUCAAAAAUCAGCUGGCACAAUCAGGUGAAGAGGACGAUUUACAGUUUGUCGAAGAGGAGCUGCGAUCGUGCAGCGAGAGUUCGCGGAGGCAGCGUUAUGAAGCGCUGGAUGCAGCGUUGUCAGCGCUUGCGACACUGCCCCCGUGGCCGCGCGUUGCAGCGCUGCAGCGCCGCCUCGAGCGCCUCGCGUUCCUGCUCGCCUCGCCGCCCGCGCCCCACUCGCCACCCGCACUCGCCCCGCAGCCUCUGCAUACCACCGCCUAGUCCGCCACCAACAAUUUAACGCUACGGUCCAUCUAGGUAUUAUCUAACAAUGUUCUCUCUUCAAACAUUUGCAGAAGCAUGGAAUUUUCUACACGGAUUCACGGUCACGCUUUUACGUUAUUCAUAUAAGGAUAUGUAUAUGAUUUAAUAAGUCGCUAUUCUAAAGCCAAUUUUGGUCGUUCGCUUGCAUGUCACAUCUUAAAAUCGAGACGACUUUUAACUUGUUUUAUAAAGCUGUCAAUAAUAUUAAAGUUAAUACAAAAUUAUUUUUAACACCGUGACGUCAAAAACGUAAACCUUAUUCAUACAAAUAUAGGUCACUCCUAAACAAAUAAAGGUAAUAAAAUUAUUUUGUUGUUGCCCACACUAUGCUCUCAUUUGUAGUUAUUUUUUAGUAACAUAAUCAUGACAUUACUUACGAGGCUAAAGUGAUCAGUAUUCCCACCAGUGACAUAUUACGUGCAUUAAAAUAUACGAUUAUUUAUGAACCAAACUAUAAAUAGUAUACGGCCAUACCUGUAGACCAAAACAAUGUUUAAUUCCACAACGUAAAAAUAUAACUAGUGUCUAAUUAUAAUAAUUACAUUAUACAGGUCUAAGUGUUCCCACUUAUUACAAUAUUGUGUAAUGACAUAUUAUUAUUCACUUGUACAGUAACAUUUACUUAAAGUAUUUUAUAAAAAAAAAACAUAUUUUAUUUAUAUUAAGAAAAUCUAUUAAUUCAUAUACAAACAAUAUAAGCCAAAUUGUAGAAUCAUGAAUACUAUUUUGUUUUUUUUCUUUGUGACGUCCGUCCUAUGCAUAUUUCAUGUCACGAAUCGCUAAUACGUGACCACUGACUCCGAGUAUACAUAUAAUAAUUCAUCUUAUAUAAAAUAGAUUUAAUUAAAAACACAAAGUGAUUCAUAUUCAAUAUUACGAACAAGAGUAGUGUGUUAUAUCAAAUUACUAUAUUAACUGUCACAAUAUUUCUAUGGAAUUGCAUGGUUCAAUACAAAUAAAUUGUAGACGCUAGUAGAUAUAUAUAAGAGAGCGAAAUGAUUAUUGAUUUUGAAAAAGGAUUGUUAUUUGAUUGAUCUCAACAUCAGUUGAUUUGUAAUUUAAUGUUGUAAGUCGAUUGUCCAAUAACACCAGUAAUUUAUAGAAAAAUUAAAUAUGACUUAAGUAUGAUUUUUGAAAAAUGUUAUAGUAAUUUGCUAUUUCUCAAAAUUUUUAUUGUAUUUUUUUUUAAUAAUAAUAAUUAUUUCAUUCCUAGAAUGCAUUUAGUGAUUUAAAUAUCAAAAAUUCGUUUUGUCUUUGUUGGUUUAUAUUUUUUAUAUCGAUCUACUUAUUUCUAAAUUAGUAAUAUAAUUGAAGUAUUUUAAGUGCCAUUAGUGCUUAGGUCUCCUCUUGUAAGUGUACUAAUGCUGGGUCUAGGUAAAACUGUUUACUACGUCGUUUGAAUGUUGCAUCACAAUGUAAUUGUUUAUGAAAAUGUGUAUAUAAUAAAUAAAAAUGGCUGAUAAAUUAAUGUAAUCAAACUAUUGAGGUCUAGUCAACGUAGCACGAUUACUUCAAUCAUCACGAAAUCCGAGAAUUAAUAAUACAAUAUUAUUAUUGUUAUCGAAAAAUGUAAUUUAUGAAUUAUUAAGAUUUUUUUUGUCGAUUGUUAAAUAUCUGAAUAUCAAGUGUUAAAUUCUUAAAUUUAAAUGUAGAACUGAUUUUUUUUUAUAUAAAAUUAUGUUAUGGUUGUAGCACGUACGCCAAUUUAACAAGGUAUGUUGGUAAUUUAGACAAUUGUAACAAAAUGAGACUGAUUUUGUAUUUAUGGUGAGUUGUUAUUGAUGGUCGUGUUGAACUGUGUGGAAUGCGCUACGUCAUAGUUUAAAAUCGCGCAGUUUAAAGUAUUAUCGCACGCGAUACAACGAGUCGCAACGAAAUGCGUUCUAAAAAUGGUUUUCAUACAUUUAAUAUGUGCCAUUGCGCAUUGUAGGCGAGCUUCAUCGGCACGCUGUAAUUGCAUUGCAUUGUAAUGAGAUCCGACACGUUGUGCGCGAAUCUUUGUUAUUAUGCUUUCAAAUGUAUUGUUUUGUCAUAAACUUAGUACAAACAGUUACAAUGCUUCGUCCAAAGUAUAUAAUCGCUUGCUUGCGGUGCUAUUGACAUGGAUUUUUAAGAAAAUCGGGUAUAUAUUGUAAACAGUAAAAUCGUAUUGGUACUCACAUUAGUUUGAGGUUAAUAAUAUUAUUAUACAAUUAAUUAUGCGAUGUAAAUAGUAUGUAUGUAAAUAAAUACUAAAUUGGAAAUA